Molecule: messenger RNA, 1065 nt
Organism: Scaptodrosophila lebanonensis
Lineage: Eukaryota; Metazoa; Arthropoda; Insecta; Diptera; Drosophilidae
Product: 23 kDa integral membrane protein
Exons: 6
Coding region: 58-720 (220 amino acids)
Cellular component (GO): membrane
Source: RefSeq, a predicted model, not a curated record
AAACGCGUGUGGUUUGCGGUUGGCAAAAGUUCGACGGAGAUUGUGUAGACGAACGAAAUGGCAUCAACAUCGUGCCUCAAGGUGUUUGUUUAUGCAUUGGAUAUAAUCUGCACGUUACUUGCCUUGGUGCUCAUAUCCUUUGGAAUCUAUGUGGUUGUGUCCUAUGAUGUGAACGAUGUGGGCUCCAUUGGAGCUUAUGGCUAUAUAGGCCUGGGUGUUUCAGCACUAGUCGUCAUCCUUUGGGGAUAUUUGUCCGCGUGGCGGGAAAAUGUGUGCUGUACAGUGACGUUCAUCGUAAUUAUAUUCAUAAUCAUCAUUGCACAAAUUUUGGUUUUGGUCACGUUCACCAAAGGCCAUGGACCAAUAUCCUCGAAUCUGGCCAAUGCAGUGGACUUGGCCUGGGAGGAAGAGCUGAACAGCCCCGGCGCCAUGUCCCUCUAUGAGAACUGGUUCUCGUGUUGUGGACGUGCUAGUCCACAGGAUUACAUUGUUAAUGAGCGCUUGCCACCGGACACCUGCUUCCGAGAUCAUGAUACUAGCAAAGCAGACAACCUCAUACACGCAGGAUGUCGUGUGAUGUUUGAGGAUUAUUGGUUCCAUUUGCUUGGCAUUUUCAAUAUUGUAGGCUGGGUGCUAGUUGGACUGGAGAUAAUACUCAGCGUCAUAUCCUGCCUUCUGUGCAACAGCAUGCGGAACGAUCAUCGUCGAUCAUAUUUUUAAUAAAGCUCAGAAUACAAAAUAGAAUUUUAGAUGGAAUAACCAAAAUGCAUUUGCGUUCUGCUCCUACCGUAUGGCAGCUGGCUGUGCUUUAUUGAUUGGCAACAAAAAAUAAAUCAAAUUCAUUAUUUUAUCGUUGAAAUCUGUGACCUUAACCAUGUUAUAUACGUUUUAAUUGAAAAUCGUAAAUUUCUUAAAUUGUUCAGAUAACUCAUAUACCUACUAUGCCUUACAGUUAAAACCCAGCACUCGGGAAGGUUCUGAAUUCCGUUUAAUAAUACUGAUAAAGUCCUGGUCUUUUAACGAAAUAAAAACGUUCCCGCUGGCUUAUUAUUUUAAGAGUUGAAA